This is a messenger RNA of Hippopotamus amphibius kiboko, 1596 nucleotides long. Its product is annotated as integrator complex subunit 14-like. Gene Ontology annotation, cellular component: integrator complex. Bases 40 to 1596 code for a protein of 518 amino acids. Gene Ontology annotation, biological process: snRNA 3'-end processing. Lineage: Eukaryota; Metazoa; Chordata; Mammalia; Artiodactyla; Hippopotamidae. The transcript has 2 exons. The record is from RefSeq and is a predicted model, not a curated record.
GCUUGCAUUCUGAUUAGGAACACUGGGAUCACUUUCAUCAUGCCUACAGUUGUGGUAAUGGACCUAUCCCUUUCCAUGACCCAACCUGUGUCUAUCGAGGGGUCCCAGGAAUAUCAGCACAAGCACCUGGCAGCCCAUGGUUUGACAAUGCUGUUUGAGCACAUGGCCACAAAUUACAAGCUUGCAUUUACCGCUCUGGUGAUGUUUUCAUCACUCUGGGAAUUGAUGGUUCCCUUCACAAGAGACUAUAACACCCUACAGGAAGCACUAAGUAAUGUGGAUGACUAUGAUAAAACCUGCUUGGAGUCUGCAUUAGUUGGUGUUUGCAAUAUGGUUCAGCAAGAAUGGGGUGGUGCAAUUCCUUGUCAGGUUGUUCUGGUGAGAGAUGGCUGUCUUGGCAUUGGUAGAGGGUCAGUGCGGCACUCCCUGGCUACUCAAAGCCAAUGCAGCAAGAGCAACAGGUUCCCACUACCUUUUCCUUUCCCACCUAAGUUAUAUAUCAUGUGCAUGGCAAACCUGGGAGAGCUUCAGAGCACUGAUUCCCUAGAUUGCCUUGAACAUCUUAUAGGUGUAAGCAGUGGUGAAGGGCAGAUUUUUACUACUGAUGGUCCCUUGUGCUUGAAAAAUGUACAGUCUAUGUUUGGAAAACUGAUAGAUCUGGCAUAUACACCUUUCCAUGCUGUUCUCAAGUGUGGACACCUAACCGCUGAUGUGCAAGUCUUCCCCAGGCCAGAACCUUUUGUUGUAGGUGAGGAAAUCGAUCCUGUCCCUAAAGUCAUUAACACAGAUUUGGAAAUAGUGGGCUUUAUUGAUACAGCUGAUAUUUCAAGUCCCCCAGCUCUAUCCAGACACCUGGUCCUACCUGUAGCACUUAACAAAGAAGGUGAUGAGGUGGGUACUGGUAUAACUGAUGACAAUGAAGAUGAAAAUUCAGCCAAUCAGAUUGCAGGCAAAAUACCCGAGUUUUGUGUCCUGCUCCGUGGCAGCCUAAAAGUGGAAGGAAUGGUGGCGAUAGGUCAGUUAGGUCCUAAAUGGCAUGGAAUGCUCUACUCCCAAGCUGACAGCAAGAAAUCAAACCUCAUGUCUCUGUUUAAGCCUGGCCCAGAAGCUCUCCCAUGGCUAGGGAAAAUGGCACAGUUGGGUCCUAUUUCAGAUGCUAAAGAGAACCCUUAUGGUGAGGAUGAUAAUAAGAGCCCAUUCCCCCUGCAGCCUGAAAACAAACGCAGUUAUGCCCAGAAUGUGACUGUGUGGAUCAAAGCCAGUGGUCUGCAGACAGAUGUACAGAAGAUUUUAAGAAAUGCAAGGAAACUACCUGCAGACGAAAAAUCGCAGACGUUCUAUAAGGAGCUGAACCAUUUACGAAAGGCUGCCUUGGCCUUUGGUUGCCUGGACCUGCUCAAAGGGGUGGCUGACAUGCUAGAAAGGGAGUGCACGCUGUUGCCUGACACAGCGUACCCCAAUGCUGCGUUCCAGCUGACCCACACCACCCAGCAGCUCAAGCUGGCCAGUACUGCCACCUCCGAGUAUGCUGGGUAUGACCACAACAUCACACCUUUGCAGACAGACUUCUCUGGGAGCAGUGCUGAAAGAAUGUGA